AUGACGAGUAUCCACAGUGCCUACAAGGAGGAAACUUACGAUGUUCCAAUGUCAGUUAUCAUCAGACCUUUCAUGCCAGAGUUAGAUGAGAAUAAGGUGAAGUCUCUGAUGAACACUAUUCAGAAAGAAGAAGAAAAGGGCAAUGUACCACCGAUAGACAUUCUAUGGAUUAAAGGCAGGGAGGGUGGGGACUAUUAUUACAGCUUCGGAGGCUGCCAUCGCUUCGCUGCCUAUCAACGUUUACAGAGACCCACCAUCCCGGCUAAACUGGUCCGCUCAACCGUUUCCGACUUACAGGUCUACUUGGGUAGUAGUACACCUGACCUCAAGUGA
This is a messenger RNA of Danaus chrysippus (African queen), 333 nucleotides long. Lineage: Eukaryota; Metazoa; Arthropoda; Insecta; Lepidoptera; Nymphalidae. The record is from the annotation of a GenBank genome assembly.